GAUGAAUUCCUCGCAGCUCCUGAUCUUCCCUGCUCUAGCGGCGAACUCAACAGUUGGCCAGCUUUCUCAAUGGAUCAGCUCAAAGGAGAUGGAGUCUUUCUUGCAGAGCAACCUCGGCACCAUUCUUGCGUGCAUCCUCUCCUUCCUGGCCGCCGCCGUCUCCAGCGCCGGCGGCGUCGGGGGCGGCUCGCUGUACGUCCCGAUCCUCAGCAUCGUGGCGGGGCUGAGCCUCAAGACGGCGACCGCGCUGUCCACGUUCAUGGUGACGGGGGGCACGCUGUCCAACGUGCUCUACACCCUCUUCCUCCGCGGCGGCGGCUCCGGCUCCGGCCAGGGACAGGGACAGGGACAGCAGCCGCUGAUCGACUACGACAUCGCCGUGGUGUCGCAGCCGUGCCUGCUGCUGGGCGUCAGCGUCGGGGUGGUGUGCAACGUGGUGUUCCCGGAGUGGCUCAUCACCGCGCUCUUCUCGCUGUUCCUCGCCUUCGCCACGUUCAAGACGUACGGCGCCGGCGUGAGGCGGUGGCGAGCCGAGACGGCGGAGCUGGGGAGGAUACCGGACGCCGCAGGCGCCGAGACGGCUGCGGCGGAGGAGGCGCUUCUUGGACGGAACGUGAGUGGCGGCCACCGGUGUCAGUGGGUGGACUUGGCGGUGCUUGUCACGGUCUGGCUCUGCUUCUUCGUCAUGCACUUGUUCAUUGGAGGUGAGGGCGCCAAGGGAGUUUUUGACAUAGAGCCGUGUGGAACUGUAUACUGGCUCAUCACCGUAGCUCAGGUCCCUGUCGCCGUGGCUUUCACAGCGUGCAUUGGGCAGAAAAGAAAAUCACAGGCGCACGGCCAGGUGAUCUCGGCAAAGCGCAAGCUGGAUGCGUUGCCGGCAUACGUCUUCCCGGUGGCUGCUCUGCUGACCGGCGUCAUGAGCGGCCUCUUCGGCAUCGGAGGAGGCCUGCUUCUCAACCCUGUCCUCCUCCAAAUUGGAGUUCCCCCAACAACGGCGUCGGCGACGACCAUGUUCAUGGUGCUCUUCUGCGCCUCCAUGUCCAUGGUCCAGUUCAUCAUCCUGGGCGUCGACGGGAUCGCCAGCGCCGUGCUCUACGCGGCCACUUGCUUCGUCGCUUCCAUCGUCGGGCUGGUCGGAAUACAGGGCGCCGUAAGGAGGUCCGGCAGGGCUUCGCUGAUCGUGUUCAUGGUGGCCGGCGUCUUGGCCGUCAGCGCCCUUGUCAUCGCCUGCUCCGGAGCUGCCCGUGUCUGGGAGGAGUACAUGAGCGGGCAGUACAUGGGAUUCAAGAUGCCCUGCUGAAGAACGUCGUUGCUAUGUGAUUUCAGAGUUUCAUUUAAUUUGCCAAAAUAAUCUGCUGAAAUUCAGACCGAUGUAGUGUGCUUGCCAAGGAUCUGUGGAGUUACUAUAUAUAUAUGCACUUGUUAUCUGCAGUACUUGACUUGAGUUUUGGGUGAAACAAAUGUGUAUCCGCACCCAAAUUUCUAGCAUUUGGAUCUUGCUAUGAGAUGGUGUCAUUGACUGGUUAGCAGCUCUGA
This is a messenger RNA of Sorghum bicolor (sorghum), 1536 nucleotides long. Its product is annotated as sulfite exporter TauE/SafE family protein 2. The coding region runs from base 2 to 1300 and encodes 432 amino acids. Gene Ontology annotation, biological process: protein ubiquitination. The record is from RefSeq and is a predicted model, not a curated record. The transcript is spliced from 4 exons. NCBI's taxonomy places the organism in Eukaryota, Viridiplantae, Streptophyta, Magnoliopsida, Poales, Poaceae. Gene Ontology annotation, cellular component: membrane; Cul4A-RING E3 ubiquitin ligase complex.